CAGGAACUUUGUCUGACGGUCUGGGAAAGACCAUGGAUAACCGGCAUCAGACGGAGCGGGAAUACAUUCGAUACCACGCGGCAACCAGCGGUGAACAUCUCGUGGCCGGCAUCCAAGGCCUGGCUCAUGGCAUCAUUGGCGGGUUAACCAGCGUGAUCACCUCCACGGUGGAAGGGGUGAAGACCGAAGGGGGAGUUAGCGGCUUCAUGUCCGGUCUCGGAAAAGGACUCGUUGGGACGUUAACCAAGCCGGUGGCCGGAGCCCUGGACUUCGCCUCGGAGACCGCCCAAGCCGUCCGAGAGACAGCCACGCUGACCGGCCCCAG
Notechis scutatus (mainland tiger snake) is the source of this 325-nucleotide messenger RNA. NCBI's taxonomy places the organism in Eukaryota, Metazoa, Chordata, Lepidosauria, Squamata, Elapidae. The record is from RefSeq and is a predicted model, not a curated record.